Dendrobium catenatum is the source of this 831-nucleotide messenger RNA. Its product is annotated as probable CCR4-associated factor 1 homolog 7. The record is from RefSeq and is a predicted model, not a curated record. Lineage: Eukaryota; Viridiplantae; Streptophyta; Magnoliopsida; Asparagales; Orchidaceae. Bases 1 to 831 code for a protein of 276 amino acids. Gene Ontology annotation, molecular function: poly(A)-specific ribonuclease activity; nucleic acid binding. Gene Ontology annotation, cellular component: CCR4-NOT core complex; P-body; CCR4-NOT complex. The transcript has a single exon.
AUGUGGAGCCUCAAUAACCUUAAUGGCGACUUCGCCGCCGACUCUGUUGAGAUCCGUGAGGUAUGGGACUCUAACCUGGAGGAGGAACUUUUUCUCAUCCGCUCUAUUGUCGCCGACCAUCCCUUCGUCUCCAUUGACACCGAGUUCCCUGGCGUUGCAGUUAUCCCCGUCGUCAAUUCUCCGACUUCAGUAACCGAAUUCAAUUACCAGACUCUCCAACUCAACGUCAACAUUCUCAAACUCGUCCAACUCGGCCUCACCUUCUUUGACUCUUCAGGCCACCUACCUCUCUUAGGCUCUCCCCCUCACCCUUGCAUUUGGCAGUUCAAUUUCCGCGAGUUCAACGCAGUAGGCGACAUCUGCAACCGCAACUCGAUCGAGCUUCUCCGUCGCAGCGGCAUGGACUUAGAAAAGAAUCACCGCCUCGGCGUCACCGCCAAUCGCUUUUCCGAACUCAUCAUCUCUUCAGGCAUCGUGCAGAAUGAUUCCGUUCAAUGGAUCACUUUCCAUAGUUGCUUCGACUUAGGAUUUCUUCUCAAAACAUUAACUUGCUGCAAUCUACCGGACUAUCAUGCAGAUUUCUACCGCUCUCUGCGGUUGUAUUUUCCUAAAUUCUAUGACAUCAAGCAUUUGAUGAAGUUCUGUAACAACCUCCAUGGCGGGCUCAACAAGGUCGCAGAGGAUCUUGGGGUGAAUAGAGUCGGAACCUGCCACCAGUCUGGAUCAGAUAGUUUGCUCACUGCUGCCGUCUUCUGGAAGUUGAAAGAUCGUUUUUUUCAUGGAUCAGUCGACAGAUACGCUGGAGUUUUAUAUGGCCUUAGGCGUGAUUGA